Mollisia scopiformis is the source of this 1298-nucleotide messenger RNA. RefSeq names its product galactose mutarotase-like protein. Gene Ontology annotation, molecular function: carbohydrate binding; aldose 1-epimerase activity. The coding region runs from base 170 to 1216 and encodes 348 amino acids. Gene Ontology annotation, biological process: beta-D-galactose catabolic process via UDP-galactose, Leloir pathway; glucose metabolic process. The record is from RefSeq and is a predicted model, not a curated record. NCBI's taxonomy places the organism in Eukaryota, Fungi, Ascomycota, Leotiomycetes, Helotiales, Mollisiaceae. The transcript is spliced from 2 exons.
CGACAACAUCCAACCUCGAACAUCAUGCCGUGAUUUCCACCCUUCAUAGUACUUCUAAGUACAUGUUUUAUAUACCUUUUCAUCUCAAUCAACACCACAAUAGUUCUUCCGUUUCUGCACAUCUAGAAACACAAUUUAGCUACCCGACGAAAUCUACACCGAUCACAAAAUGUCGUCCUCCCCCACGCCCUUCCAAUUCCUCCCCUUAGGUGCCAUCAUCCAAUCCUUCCUCGUAGGAAAAACCAACAUCGUGCAAUCCUUCCCCAAACAAUCUCUCUACGUGUCGCACAAUGCUCCCUUCUUCGGAGAAACGAUCGGACGAGUCGCGAACCGAAUCUCGAAUGCGAAAAUCAAUUCGUUGAACAAUAAGUCUUAUUCUCUCGCGCAGAACAAUGGGGCGAAUUCUCUACAUGGCGGAGUCGUGGGAUGGGGAAAGAGGGUGUGGGAUGGUCCAACACCGGUGGGUGUGAGGAAGAUUCCGGGUGUGGAUGGAUUGGAGGGUGGUGAGAGUGUGGAGUUUAAGCUGAGGAGUGAGGAUGGCGAUGAGGGAUACCCAGGGACGGUGGAUGUAUCUGUUGUUUAUACUGCAGGCACACAAACCGAGGGUGUAAAGGAAGUUCGAGUCCUAGGAAUUGAGUAUGAGGUCAAGAUGGUUGAUGAUGCGAGCGGGGCACAGGAGACUGCGGUCAAUGUUACAAAUCACUCGUAUUUCAACCUAACCGGUGCCCCGACAAUCGAAGGAACAGAAGUCUCCCUCUGUACAUCCGACUUCCUCCCAGUUGACGAUGGAGGAAUCCCAACGUCCGCAAGCACAGCAUCAUACCCCGGCGUAACAGCCAAUAAAACCUUCACACUCGGCGCCACGGAACCAGACAUCGAUGACUGCUUUAUUGUCGAUCCCUCAAAAGCCUCUUCCAUCCCUCUCGAUACUCGAUCUUCUCCGUUGCAUAAGCUGAUCACUGCUUAUCAUCCCGAAACAAAGAUCCAUCUCGAGGUUCUGAGCACAGAACCCGCGUUCCAAUUCUAUACGGGAAAGUAUAUCGAGGUCCCGGAGGUGGAGGGAGUUCCUGCGAGGGGAGCGAGAAGUGGGUUCUGUGUCGAGCCGAGUCGGUAUGUGAAUGCGGUUAAUGUUGAUGAGUGGAGGGGUCAGGUUGUGUUGAGGAGGGGAGAGGAGUAUGGUAGUAGAGUUGUCUACAGAGGGUGGAGUGAUGAGUAGGAAAUCAAUUCUUUGGAAGUUGUUCAAAUAUACAUGAUGGGAGUAGACUGAUCAAUGAACAACCUAUGAUCCAUCAAGCCAU